AUGGCGCGCUCGAGGACGGUUCGCGCCCCGACAACGGCUAGCCUUCCAAACAGCCUGCGCAUUCCCUCAACGACGCCCUCCCUCUCAAAGACCCUGGGCAAGCUAUCCAGAUCAACAUUACUGGAUCUAGCUCUAUCAUGGCUAGAAGAUCGCAACGUGGAGUCUUUCCCCCCAUACCUGCAACCCUCCGACACGAGCAACAAUGACAACGAAGAAACCCUCCCAUACCCCGCCGCUGAAACCCUCGCAGAAGUUCGAGAAGCAUACAUCGACCUCCGCGAUCGAAAGGGUGGAAAGCAAGAGAUAAUCGAACGAAUCCUCGAAGGUGACUGGCGACAUGGCAUCACCCUCCGACAACUCGCGAUGGCCGACCUGCGCUACAUGGACGACCGACCAGCAAGUCUCCGCUGGACAGCAAUGGAACUAGUCCGAGUCAACGACGUCGCAAAUUCCAAGUCAAAGAAUAUCAGCGAUACGAUAGCAAGCGCAUCAGAAGACUGGUCCUCACACAUCCCCCGCAUCCAAGCAGCCAGCUUCGUGAAAUCGCUCCACGCCGAAAUCGCCCCCCCUCGUAAAAGCACACUACCACCUCUCACGCUCCUCGACACUCCCUCUGACAUUCCUCCGAAUCUUCAUAAUCGACUCUCCCUACCAAAACCCCCGCCAACAACCAGAAAUCUUCACCGACGCAACCCCACCAGCUUAGGCGCAGGCUCACUCGCAACCGACCCACGAACACUCCAACGUCUCGUCCGCGAAGCAAUCCCCAAAGCUCUCUCCCGCCCGCACCAAAGAUUCACCCUAAAACCCACAGCCCUCGCCGCAAAGAAUCUCCAAACUCUCCUCACGCUCCGCGGACCCGGACGCUCCACCUCGUCAAACGGCGCGUUUAGUAUUUUCGCAGACGCGGCUCUGGAGGGGAGUCCGUUGGAUCCGCGCCCGUCGAACACAGUGCUAGCCGAGGAGCAUAUGCGCGGGCGAGAGGGUAUGUCUUCCAUGCAUGAUGAUAAAGAAAAUGAUACGCACAGUCACGACGAUGCGUCCAAGUCAGCGCGUCCGGCCACCAAUAAACGCCCAUCUGGUUCUGGCACUGUGACGACGACGGAGAGAGCUCUUUCGCCGGAUUCUAAGAAGAGGCGGUUAGCUGUGGAGUCUCGGUUCGGGACUGUGGGGUGCUCGAUUACGCCUGCGCCGUUAGAUCGGCUUGAUAUUCGGCUUCUGGAUUCACUGGGUGCGAAUGACGAUGACGAUCCCGAUCCCGAUCGGAACGCGGCGAAUUUGGCCCCGGCUGUAUCGGUCACUUUUACCGGGUCGGAUGUUAUUGGUGGAAUUCGAAAAUUGGCGGAACUAGGCGUUGUUGAUCCUGAGCACAUGCCUUCUUGGAUGACGGGUGAAGAAGCUGUUAGUACGGCUUUUGUUCGUGAAGGGAAGCGUCUUCAUGUUGAACGGUGA
Messenger RNA from Penicillium manginii, 1452 nucleotides. Its product is annotated as CENP-N/CHL4 family protein. NCBI's taxonomy places the organism in Eukaryota, Fungi, Ascomycota, Eurotiomycetes, Eurotiales, Aspergillaceae. The transcript is spliced from 2 exons. Gene Ontology annotation, biological process: chromosome segregation; CENP-A containing chromatin assembly. Bases 1 to 1452 code for a protein of 483 amino acids. The record is from RefSeq and is a predicted model, not a curated record.